Molecule: messenger RNA, 1091 nt
Organism: Drosophila kikkawai
Lineage: Eukaryota; Metazoa; Arthropoda; Insecta; Diptera; Drosophilidae
Gene: Karl
Product: lipocalin/cytosolic fatty acid-binding protein Karl
Biological process (GO): response to reactive oxygen species; lipid metabolic process
Cellular component (GO): cytoplasm
Source: RefSeq, a predicted model, not a curated record
AGUGCCAUCGUAAACAGUGCGGUGAUCGCUCGACUCAGACCGCCGGAAGUCCAACUAAAUAGGGAAUACAUUACCCCAGAUAAUGCUUUAAAAAAAAACCCCCGAUAGUAUUUCCAGCAAUUCUCCAGUAAUACCUCAAGAAUAUCCCAGCACAAACCCGGUAAAACCUAUUAGAAACACCACUGAUCUCGAUCAUGGGCAGCAAUGGAUCGCUUCUGGUGAUCCUGCUCUCCGGACUCCUGCUCCUUGAACUCCUUUGGACGUUGGAGGCCUCACUGUAUACGAGUCAGAACAGCAAUGCCCAUGAGACCAGGAGACGCUCCAGGCCGAGGAAUCGGUGUCCCCAGGUAGGCGCCAUUAAAAACUUUGAUCUGGAACGCAUGAUGGGUUGCUGGCAUGUGGUCCAGUACUAUGCUUCCACAGAGGAACUGCCGGAAUAUGCCUGUAUGCGCAGUCACUUCUCCUUUUCCAAGGAGGAUCAGCAUAUAACCAUGAAUUUCAGCUAUAUCUUUGCGGAGGAUCCGCUGCGCGAGAAGCUGGUGGGCAACAUCACCUGGAUGAUACCCAAGUUCGAGGAGCCGGGUCACUGGCAACACACCGAAGAUAUAUAUGAGGGCGUCUACAACACAUAUGUGCUGGACACGGACUACGACACCUGGGGCCUGGUGAUGCACUGCGCCGAAAAAAAGAAGCAUCCGCGCUACCUCUCCGCUUUGCUUUUGGCCCGAAAAACGUCACUGGCCGACAACGAGAUUAGCUUUUUGCGCGGCAAGCUGCCGCAAGACAUCGACAAGUCCUUUAUGUUCGACAUUGGCCAAGGAUCGUGCGACAACCUGAUGGAGUCGAGCCAGGACGAUCCGUUGGCCUACGUAGUGAACGGUCGCCGAAACGGUAGGGAAAUAUUUAAGCUGGUCAAUAAGCUGGGACGGUAGGGUAUCGGCAAAAAUCAUAAAAUAUAUAUUGAAAAGUAAAAGAAAAGUAUAUUUAUCCAUAUAAAUAUAUGUAUUUAUCCUUAUCAGACAACAUAGUGCUGAAUCAAGAUGUAUUUCUAAAUUGUACUUAUUUCUAUAUCAAUAAAAAUUAAUAUACUA